Molecule: messenger RNA, 1336 nt
Organism: Myotis daubentonii (Daubenton's bat)
Lineage: Eukaryota; Metazoa; Chordata; Mammalia; Chiroptera; Vespertilionidae
Gene: CPO
Product: carboxypeptidase O
Biological process (GO): proteolysis
Molecular function (GO): zinc ion binding; metallocarboxypeptidase activity
Source: RefSeq, a predicted model, not a curated record
UUAGAGACACUUGAUCCAUUGACUUGUGGGAGAGGCCCAGAAUAUUCUAGCUCUGUCUGCACAAGAAUGAAGCCUCUACUUGGGACCCUUUACCUCUUGGGGAUGCUGGUACCUGGAGGGCUGGGAUAUGAUAGGUCACCAGCACAACACAGACAAGAGGUUGUGAACAAGACAGCAACUCCAUGGAGCAGCCUGGAGACCUAUCCCUAUAACAGAUACCACCCCAUGGGGGAGAUCUAUCAGUGGAUGAGCCUGAUAAGGGAGAAGUACCCGGAAGUGGUGACACAGCAUUUCCUAGGAAUGACCUAUGAGACGCGGCCCAUGUAUUAUCUGAAGAUCAGCCAACCAUCCAAUAAACCCAAGAAGAUCAUUUGGAUGGACUGUGGAAUUCACGCCAGGGAAUGGAUUGCCCCUGCUUUUUGCCAAUGGUUUGUGAGAGAAAUUCUACAAAACUAUCAAGACAACUCAAGGAUAAGAAAGCUCCUUAAGAACCUGGACUUCUACGUGCUUCCAGUGCUUAACAUAGAUGGCUAUAUCUACACUUGGACAACUGAUCGGCUUUGGAGGAAAUCCCGCUCAUCCCACAAUAAUGGCACAUGUUUUGGGACAGAUCUCAACCGAAAUUUCAAUGUAUCCUGGUGUAGUAUUGGCGCAUCUAAGAACUGCUCAGAUUCAACAUUCUGUGGGACAGAACCAGUGUCUGAACCUGAAACUAAAGCUGUUUCCAGCUUUAUAGAGAGCAAGAAAGAGGACAUUUUGUGCUUCCUGACCAUACAUUCUUAUGGGCAGCUCAUUCUCAUGCCUUAUGGCUACACCAGAAAUAAACCCAGUAACUACAAAGAACUGAUACAAGUUGGACAGAAGGCAGCAAAUGCACUGAAAGCAAAGCAUGGAACCAAUUAUAGAGUUGGAUCGAGUAUAGAUAUUUUAUAUGCCACAUCAGGGUCUUCAAGAGACUGGGCUCGCGACAUUGGGAUCCCCUUCUCAUACACAUUUGAGCUGAGAGACAAUGGUACAUACGGAUUUGUUCUGCCAGAAGCUCAGAUUCAAGCCACCUGUGAGGAGACCAUGGCGGCUGUGCUCUCCAUCCUGGAUGACGUGCAUGAGAAAUACUGGUACUCAAACAGUGCUGGAAAGGUGACAUCGACCACCGCGGUGCUGAGCCUGCUGGUGUCCUUCAGGUCUCUUUUCUAAGUACAUCCCACCCAGGCCUGCUCAGCCCCAAUGACCUGAUAUGGUUGCAGAGAAUGUGUGUGUCUGUGAUCAUAGAGGAACCAAAUAAUUUAACUAAAAAUGCUUUCUAUUUCAAUAAAGAUAAGUCCUGUUUGAAUUGUAA